AUGGAAAUUUUCCUGAAGAUCCAGUUCGAGAUGUGGAUGACCGUCAAGACUGGGUUUGAACUACCGACUGAUGGAGAUGACAAACCAAUACCCUGCGAAGACUGGGAUCCAGCUUUAAUCAAGAAGGUGGCAGCAAAUGUCAGAGCAAAUUGCACCCUCCGGUGUGGACUAACAAAGGAGGAACUCAACCGCAUCAGCCCUUUUUCAAGCGCCAAGGAGUUGUGGAAGAAGUUGAUCGAACUUCAUGAAGGAACACCCGACACCAAAGAAGGCGAGACAGCUACCCAACUCCACGCCCGGAUACAACACCUACUCAACGAGCUUCAUGCGAUCGGGCAAAAGAUUCAGGAUAGUUUAAGGACGUAG
This is a messenger RNA of Zingiber officinale, 366 nucleotides long. RefSeq lists its product as uncharacterized. The record is from RefSeq and is a predicted model, not a curated record. The transcript is spliced from 3 exons. NCBI's taxonomy places the organism in Eukaryota, Viridiplantae, Streptophyta, Magnoliopsida, Zingiberales, Zingiberaceae. The coding region runs from base 1 to 366 and encodes 121 amino acids.